Momordica charantia (bitter melon) is the source of this 468-nucleotide messenger RNA. The record is from RefSeq and is a predicted model, not a curated record. NCBI's taxonomy places the organism in Eukaryota, Viridiplantae, Streptophyta, Magnoliopsida, Cucurbitales, Cucurbitaceae.
AUGAACUGCUAUGACGACGGAGAAAAGUUGAGGUGGCCAGAGAUGAAGGCUGGCAGAUGUCGGCCUGAGAAGAAGGCUUUCAGAAAUGACCAGAGAAUAAGAACCGAUGGAAAUCUCCUUUCGAAGGCGGCCAGAGAUGAAAUGCUCUUGAGACAAAGAAAAGCGGAGUCGGCCGAAGAGGAAGACAGACAACGACGGACGGUCAGAGAAGAGGAAUGGAGGGUCGGAGGAAGGAAAAUCGACGGUCGGAGGAAGAAAAGAAAAACGAGGAACGGAUUCAUGCCGUUCGGGGGAGGAAGAAGAAUUUGCCCUGGGAUUGGGGUGUCGAUGCUUCAUCUGCAGUAUUUUGUGGCGAAUUUGGUGAGGAUGUUCAAAUGGGAUGCGGUGGGUGAAGUUGAUCUUGAGGAGAAGCUUGAGGUUUCGAUCAUCAUGAAGACGCCAUUGGAGGCUCGCAUAUCAGCUCGCUAA